Drosophila obscura is the source of this 474-nucleotide messenger RNA. RefSeq names its product eukaryotic translation initiation factor eIF1-like. Gene Ontology annotation, cellular component: eukaryotic 43S preinitiation complex. The record is from RefSeq and is a predicted model, not a curated record. Lineage: Eukaryota; Metazoa; Arthropoda; Insecta; Diptera; Drosophilidae. The coding region runs from base 82 to 405 and encodes 107 amino acids. The transcript has a single exon. Gene Ontology annotation, biological process: translational initiation. Gene Ontology annotation, molecular function: ribosomal small subunit binding; RNA binding; translation initiation factor activity.
AGACAUACCUGAAAAAUCACUCAAAUCACUCAAUUUCAAGUCAUUCAAAACGAUAUUUUGUAACUACACCAACAUCGUACUAUGUCUAUCCAGAACUUAAAUACUCGAGACCCCUUUGCGGAUGCCAGCAAUGGCAGUAAGGAUUACAGUCAACACUGGCCCGUACACAUAAGAGUUCAGCAUAGGAACGGUUUCAGGAUAAUCACCACUGUCCAAGGCCUGUCCCUGGAGUACGACUUGAAGAAAAUAGUCCGUUGCUGUAAAAAGGAAUUUGCCUGCAAUGGAGCUGUGGUCGAGUAUGGCAAAGUUAUCCAGCUGCAGGGCGAUCAGCGUGAGAAUAUCUGUCGAUGGUUGACUAAGAUGGGAUUGGCCAAGUUGGAUCAGCUGAGGAUUCACAGCUUUUAAGCAGAUACCAAGGACUAAGUUUUUAAUCUAAAACUUAAUAAGUUCAACUCACAAAAGAAUAUAGAAAAA